ACCUCGCCCCCAUCAAUCACUUCCGGGUCAGCCGGUGGCCGGUUUCCUUCCGGGGGACGCUAGAGCGGGGCUAGGCCGGAGCCAGCCCCACUCACUGGUUAGGACGACGUGAGCAGUGCCUGUCCCGCUGGCGGUAACCGGGCGGGGGGCGCGCCCUCAUUGAAAAUGUUUGUGUACUUAUGGGGAUACCUGUAUAGUAACUUCUUCCGGUUUUGGCUGAAAUGGAUCUUGAGGCAGCUCACUGGAAAAUGUGAAUUACAGCGUAUCUUUGGUAGCUCAAAGGAAGGUUCACAACGAACGCUAAAGAUAGAGUACUCAUUGGGAUUAUCAAAGAGUAAGGUGUUAAGAAAUGCUGUACAUAUUGGUGAAGCUGAAGUGGAAAAAUGUGUCCUGGGUAUAAUGAAAGAAAAGAAGAUUAAUAUACAGAAGGAUACAAGUUUUAAGACAAGCCUGCAGGUAUGUUUGCUGCAGAUAUCUGGUUAUAAGAAACUUUAUUUGGAGGUGGAAAAUCUGAGGAAAGUUCCAUAUGAUUCAGAUAACGAAGAACAUGAAAAGCAGCUAAUCCAGCUUUGGAAUUUGCUGAUGCCUCAUGAAAAUCUGAAGGCUAGAAUCACCAAGCAGUGGUGUGACAUUGGUUUCCAAGGUGAUGAUCCCAAAACAGACUUCAGAGGAAUGGGCAUGCUGGGAUUAGUCAAUCUGGUGUAUUUUAGUAAACAUUACACCAGUGAAUCUCGCCAGAUCCUCUCUCGUUCAAAUCAUACAAAAUUGGGAUAUUCCUAUGCAAUAGUUGGGAUCAAUUUGACAGAAAUGGCUUAUAGUUUACUAAAGAGUGGUGCUUUAAAGUCUCAUCUCUACAACUUGGUCCCUGGAUUGCCACAAAUGGAACACUUCCAUCAGUUUUAUUGUUAUCUGGUUUAUGAGUUUGACAAAUUUUGGUUUGAAGAAGAACCAGAAAGUAUUAUGCACUUCAACCACUAUAGGGAGAAAUUCCAUGAAAAAGUUAAAGGACUCCUUCUGGACUAUAACCUAGUACUAACAUUACAGAAUAUAAAGAAACCAUAGCCUCAUCUGCAAUCUACCCAGUUCUGCUCAUAAAAUGGAAUUAUGCGUUCUCAUGGAAUUCUCACACUUACUUCACCAAAAAAUUUGUUUAAUGAUGUAACUUUUUAUACAUAUAUUUUUGAAAAAGCUCAAAUUGUUAUGAAAGCUUGGACAAUCAGCCACUGUUUACAGGUCUUAUAUGCUAUUCUCCAAAGGAAAACUUAAAAAAAAAAAAUCCCAUAUUGAAUCUUUUGCCCUCACAACUUUCUUACACCUCUUGGUGCAGGAACAUGAAGCAGGUAUUUAUGCUGCAUUAUGUUAUCUUCAUUAUGUAACCUAUUACUAGGUUCCUUUUCUACCAUUAACUGUUAAUUAGUUGUCUUUAAGAGGGGAAAUUGCUUUAGUUUUAGAUUUGUUUCUCAAGCCCUGUCCCCUUGUUUAUCUGCACAUAGCUUGUGGUCCAUAAAAGUUUUAAACUUCUCUGUGUAAAGAGGUCCAUGAAGAUGAUGUAACAAUUAUUUGUGACUUGGAAGAAGAGGCUUUAUUUAGUUGUAUUUACACACAAGAACAAAUAUUGUUCUGGUUGAAACGAUCCUCCCUCCAGGAAAUAAGUACUCACAACCCUGUGCCUGGAAGGAACUUCCCUCAAAAA
This is a messenger RNA of Terrapene triunguis (Three-toed box turtle), 1693 nucleotides long. RefSeq names its product ELMO domain containing 2 (gene ELMOD2). Gene Ontology annotation, molecular function: GTPase activator activity. The transcript has 9 exons. The coding region runs from base 166 to 1062 and encodes 298 amino acids. Gene Ontology annotation, cellular component: membrane. NCBI's taxonomy places the organism in Eukaryota, Metazoa, Chordata, Testudines, Emydidae. The record is from RefSeq and is a predicted model, not a curated record.